CCUCAGUCAGAGCUGCGCGUCUGAGGCUGCUGAGGCGACGGCCGGUGUCGUGGUCGCGGUACCUAUUCCAACACGGCUCGCGGGCCCGUGCCGGCUCCGGUCCCCGGCGCGGCUGUCCGAGCCCCUGCGGCGGGCGGGCGAUGGUGUGGCGGAGCACGCGGACGCGGGCGGCGCGGCGGCGGGCAUGAAGGAGAAUGGAAGGGCAGGACGAGGUGUCGGCGCGGGAGCAGCACUUCCACAGCCAAGUGCGGGAGUCCACGGUUUGUGGAAUCUUGCUUCCCUUUUUUCCAACCUUUGUUUAUUUGUAUUGAUGCCCUUUGCCUUUUUCUUUCUGGAAUCAGAAGGCUUUGCUGGCCUGAAAAAGGGAAUCCGAGCCCGCAUUUUAGAGACUUUGGUCAUGCUUCUUCUUCUUGCGUUACUCAUUCUUGGGAUAGUGUGGGUAGCUUCAGCACUCAUUGACAACGAUGCCGCAAGCAUGGAAUCUUUAUAUGAUCUCUGGGAGUUCUAUCUACCCUGUUUAUAUUCCUGUAUAUCAUUGAUGGGAUGUUUGUUACUUUUCUUGUGUACACCAGUUGGCCUUUCUCGUAUGUUCACAGUGAUGGGUCAGUUGCUAGUGAAGCCAACAAUUCUUGAAGACCUGGAUGAACAAAUUUAUAUCAUUACCUUAGAGGAAGAAGCACUCCAGAGACGACUAAAUGGGCUGUCUUCAUCGGUGGAAUACAACAUAAUGGAGUUGGAACAAGAACUUGAAAAUGUAAAGACUCUUAAGACAAAAUUAGAGAGGCGAAAAAAGGCUUCAGCAUGGGAAAGAAAUUUGGUGUAUCCCGCUGUUAUGGUUCUCCUUCUUAUUGAGACAUCCAUCUUGGUCCUCUUGGUGGCUUGUAAUAUUCUUUGCCUAUUGGUUGAUGAAACAGCAAUGCCAAAAGGAACAAGGGGGCCUGGAGUAGGAAAUGCCUCUCUUUCUACGUUUGGUUUUGUGGGAGCUGCGCUUGAAAUCAUUUUGAUUUUCUAUCUUAUGGUGUCCUCUGUUGUCGGCUUCUAUAGCCUUGGAUUUUUUGGAAACUUUACUCCCAAGAAAGAUGACACAACUAUGACAAAGAUCAUUGGAAAUUGUGUGUCCAUCUUGGUUUUGAGCUCUGCUCUGCCUGUGAUGUCGAGAACACUGGGUCUCACACUGUCACCCAGGCUGGAGUACAGUGGCACAACCUCUGCUCACUGCAGCCUUCACCUGCCAGGCUCAAGCAAUUCUCCUGCCUCAGCCUCCUGAGUAGCUGGGAUGACAGGAAGUGACCUCACAAUGACUCAAGCUACCACAUACUGUUGAUUGUGAAAUGCCAGUUGAAGCAUAUGUCCUGCGAGCUUAGGGGUGCUACAAGUUGACCACUGCAGCAGUAAAGAUGACUCUGAAGAAUGGCAUGGGAUGGAUCCUUUCGAAUGCACUUGAGCAGCGGUCUCCAACCACAGGGCCACAGAGCUGGAGCUGGAUCUAUCAUGAAAGACUUCUGAAUCCAGGAAGAGAGACUGACUGGGCAACAUGUUAUUCAGGGUCUCCCUCUGUUGUCCAAGGCUGGAGGGUAGUAGUGCUAUCGCAGCUGACUGCAGCUUCAACCUUCCAGGCUGAAGCGAUCCUCCCAUCUCAACCUCCCACGUGGCUGAGACUACAGGUGCUUGCCACUAUGCCCAACUAAUAUUUGGAAUUUUCGUAUACGUGGAUUCCAGAGGGGUGACAGCGAAACGUGGGACCAUCCAGUUUCAGGAAAACAAGCUUAACACGCCCACUGAUUCUACAUUAUGCUCCUACCUCCCGGCAGCCUCGCCAGGCCCAGAACUCUCUCCAGUCAGCCUCUACAGACCAAGCUCAUGACUCACAAUGGCCUAUUUAGGCCCAUACCCUACCUCAAGGCAGUCUCCGCAGAUGAGCCUACUGCCUCACAACAGCCUCCACAGGCACAGCUCCAUCGUUACAAUGGCCUCUUUAGACCCAGCUCCUGCCUCCCAGCCUUCUCUCCAGGCCCUGAACGUUCUCCGGUCUCCCUCUGUUGUCCAAGGCUGGAGGGUAGUAGUGCUAUCGCAGCUGACUGCAGCUUCAACCUUCCAGGCUGAAGCGAUCCUCCCAUCUCAACCUCCCACGUGGCUGAGACUACAGGUGCUUGCCACUAUGCCCAACUAAUAUUUGGAAUUUUCGUAUACGUGGAUUCCAGAGGGGUGACAGCGAAACGUGGGACCAUCCAGUUUCAGGAAAACAAGCUUAACACGCCCACUGAUUCUACAUUAUGCUCCUACCUCCCGGCAGCCUCGCCAGGCCCAGAACUCUCUCCAGUCAGCCUCUACAGACCAAGCUCAUGACUCACAAUGGCCUAUUUAGGCCCAUACCCUACCUCACGGCAGUCUCCGCAGAUGAGCCUACUGCCUCACAACAGCCUCCACAGGCACAGCUCCAUCAUUACAAUGGCCUCUUUAGACCCAGCUCCUGCCUCCCAGCCUUCUCUCCAGGCCCUGAACGUUCUCCGGUCUCCCUCUGUUGUCCAAGGCUGGAGGGUAGUAGUGCUAUCGCAGCUGACUGCAGCCUCAACCUUCCAGGCUGAAGCGAUCCUCCCAUCUCAACCUCCCACGUGGCUGAGACUACAGGUGCUUGCCACUAUGCCCAACUAAUAUUUGGAAUUUUCGUAUACGUGGAUUCCAGAGGGGUGACAGCGAAACGUGGGACCAUCCAGUUUCAGGAAAACAAGCUUAACACGCCCACUGAUUCUACAUUAUGCUCCUACCUCCCGGCAGCCUCUCCAGGCCCAGAACUUUCUCCAGUCAGCCUCUACAGACCAAGCUCUACAGAUGGUGGCCUCUCCAGUAUGAGCUCCUGCCCUCCAAUGGCACCUGCAGGCCCCAAAUGGUCUCCGGUCGGUGGGCUCCUCCAUGCCAAGCUUGGGCCUCCCGGCGACCUCUGCAGGCCCAAGUUGUCCUGAAGUCGGCAUCUCCCGGGUCUGCCUCCCAGCAAGUAAGCAAGCUCUUUUGGCUCAACUCCUGCCCAGCUCCCAACCGCCUUUGUAGGCCCCGAACUUUCUCCAGCCAAGUUCUUCGGGCCUAAUUCCUGCCGCCCGGUGGCCUGUACGGGCCCAGCAAUGGUUGGAGAACGGCCUCUGCAGGUCCUGCUCUUGCCUCCCAGGGGCCUCUCCAGGCCCAGCUCUUGCCCCCACGGCAGCCUCCCGGGACCAAGUCCCUGCCUGCCUCCCAGCAGCCGGCGUGCAGCCCAGCUCCUCCCUCACGGUGGCCUGUUGAUGCCCAUGCCUCUGGUACCCUGCCCAGAGGCAUGAGCCCCUGCCACACACUGGCUCCUCCCACGCUGAGAGAGGUCAGUGUGAGCCCUUGCCUCACACCGGCCCCUCCCACGCUGAGAGAGGUCAGCGUGAGCCCUUGCCUCACACCGGCGCCUCCCACACUGAGAGAGGUCAGCAUGAGCCCCUUGCCUCACACUGGCCCCUCCCACGCUGAGAGACGUCAGCGUGAGCCCCUUGCCUCACACCGGCGCCUCCCACGCUGAGAGAGGUCGGCGUGAGCCCCUUGCCUCACACCGGCCCCUCCCACGCUGAGAGAGGUCGGCGUGAGCCCUUGCCUCACACCGGCCCCUCCCACGCUGAGAGAGGUCGGCGUGAGCCCUUGCCUCACACUGGCCCCUCCCACGCUGAGAGAGGUCGGCGUGAGCCCUUGCCUCACACCGGCCCCUCCCACGCUGACAGAGGUCGGCCUGAGCCCCUAGCCUCACACCGGCCCCUCCCUCGCUGACAGAGGUCGGCCUGAGCCCCUAGCCUCACACCGGCCCCUCCCUCGCUGACAGAGGUCAGCCUGAGCCCCUAGCCUCACACCGGCCCCUCCCUCGCUGACAGAGGUCAGCGGGAGCCCCUAGCCUCACACCGGCCCCUCCCUCGCUGACAGAGGUCAGCGGGAGCCCCUAGCCUCACACCGGCCCCUCCCAGGCUGACAGAGGUCAGCCUGAGCCCCUAGCCUCACACCUGCCCCUCCCAGGCUGACAGAGGUCAGCCUGAGCCCCUUGCCUCACACCGGCCCCUCCCUCGCUGACAGAGGUCAGCGGGAGGCCCUAGCCUCACAACGGCCCCUCCCAGGCUGACAGAGGUCAGCCUGAGCCCCUUGACUCACACCGGCCCCUCCCACGCUGACAGAGGUCAGCCUGAGCCCCUUGCCUCGCACUGGCCCCUCCCAGGCUGACAGAGGUCAGCGGGAGCCCCUUGCCUGACACCGGCCCCUCCCAGGCUGACAGAGGUCAGCGGGAGCCCCUUGCCUCACAACGGCCCCUCUCACCCUGACAGAGUUCAGCCUGAGCUCCUUGCCUCACACCAGCCCCUCCCACGCUGAGAGAGGUUAGCGUGAGCCCUUGCCUCACACUGGUCCCUCCGACGCUGAGAGAGGUCAGCGUGAGCCCCUUGCCUCACACCGGCCGCUCCCACACUGACAGAGGUCCAUGGAAGCCCCUUGCCUCACACUGGCCCCUCCCACGCUGAGAGAGGUCAGCGUGAGCCCUUGCCUCACACUGGCCCCUCCCACGCUGAGAGAGGUCAGCCUGAGCCCCUUGCCUCACACCGGCCCCUCCACACUGACAGGGGUCCAUGGAAGCCCCUUGCCUCACACCGGCCGCUCUCACGCUGAGCGAGGUCAGCGUGAGCCCUUGCCUCACACCGGCCCCUCCCACGCUGAGAGAGAUCAGUGUGAGCCCCUUGCCUCACACUGGCCCCUCCCACGCUGAGAAAGGUCAGCGUGAGCCCUUGCCUCACACUGGCCCCUCCCACGCUGAGAGAGGUCAGCGUGACCCCCUGCCUCAACAGGCCACCGUGAGGGACGAGCAGGGUCGCACGCGGGCUGCUGGGAGGCAGGCAGGGACUUGGGCCUGGGAGGUCGUGGUGGGGCGAGAGCUGGGCCUGGAGACACCCCUGGGAGGCAACCGCGGGGCCUACAGACUCUGUUCUCCAGCCGGAGCUGGGACUGUUCAGGUACUGGGAGGCGGGAUGUGGGUCUGAAGAGCUUGGUUGCAGAAACUUCGGGGUCUACAAACGCAGGCGGGAGCUGAGCCAAAAAAGCUUGUUUGCUGGGAGGCGGGAGAUGCAGCCAGGAGAAACAGCUGUGCCUGCAGAGGCCGCCAUGCGGGAGGCGGAGGCCGGGCCUCCUCAAAUCGGCCUCUCCAGACCCACUUGGAGCCUCCCGGCAUCCUCUCCGGGCCCAGCUCUUCCUCCCGGCUGCGUCUCCAGGCCUGACUCUGGCCUCCCAACAACGUCUUUGGACUCAGCUCCUGCCCAGCUCCCAGCAGGCCCAAGUCGUCGUCAAGUCGGCCUGGAAUUGGGCCUGGAAGAGCAGCAAGUCGGCCUCCCCGGGCCCAGCUCCGUCCUCUCGGCGGCCUCUCCAGGUGCAAAACUUCCUCGAGUCAGCCUCUCCAGGCCCAGCUCCUCCUGCCUCCCAGUGGCCUCUUUCAGCCCAGACCAGCUCAUGGCUCUUGGCGGCCUUCCCAGGCCCCGCUUUUGACUUUUGGUGGCCUCUUCAGGCCCAGAACUUGACCUCCAGUGGGCCUUUGCAGGCCCAGCCUCCUGCCUCUCGAAGGCCUGCAUGGGCCUGGACUCACAGCAGACUCACAGCGGACUCUCCAUGCCCAGCUAGCUCUUGCCUCAUUGUGGCCUCCCGAGUCCAAAGCUCCUGCCUCUCGGCCGCUUCGGCAGGCCCAGCUCCCGCCUGCCAGUGGCCUCUUUAGGCCCAGCUCAUUCCUCACAACGGCCUUCCCAGGCCCCGUUUUUCCCUUCCGGCAGCCUCUAGGCCUCUAAUUUGUUUAUCUUUUGUGUAUAAAUCCCAAAAUAUUGAAUUUUGGAAUAUUUCCACCAUUAUGUAAAUAUUUUGGUAGGUGAUUUAUUUGGGGUGAGUUUCUGCAACAAGCCCGAAUUUUAUAUUUUAUUUUACUUAUUAUUUGGUGUUAAACAGGUUUAAUGACGGUCAUGGCAACUUUUUGGCACAAUGAAAAAUAUCGCCCAUGAUCAACGUGUUCUGUUCUGGGGAAGGGGGCAAAGGCAGGGUGAAUCACUUUCUUAAAAAGUAUAGCUCAAGUUGGGAGUACAGAGGGAAUGGGGAGAAAACCCUCCCGCUGCCUGUGUCGAAGUGCAGGAGCCCCCACUCCCAUACUCACCUGAGUCCAGCCCCCCUCUGCCCCCCGGGUGGCUCAGCCCAGCUCCUGCCUAGGAAAGCCUUAGUGUUGGGAGGGACCCUGAUGACUGAGGAGCCUGGUAGCUCCAGGUCGCCCACACUUUCAGGUCUCUUGCACCAGAAGGUGGCAGGAUCCAUUGGGAGGAAACAGGUCGCCUUGGAAGGCGUCCGUGGGUCCCCAUCCCCAGGGGUAGGGGCCAUAGGGGGCCCGCUCUGCUGCCUUGACCAUACUCCUGGGCUUUGAAGGCUCCUGGGCCCAGUAAGAAGGAGGUGGGUGCCAAGGUUGAGGAGGAAGCAACCGAGUAUGUGUAGGGGGAGGACAGGGUGGGACCAUAGACUUUGCCAAAAGCUGCAGGUGGGUCGGGGGACCCUGGGGGCUCAGGAUCCAGCAAGGGGCGGCAGGAGUAAAGGAGGAAGGAAUGACAGGUGCAAAUACCUUCCCACCAAAGCCCUUGUUGCCCUCUGGCUCCUCCCCAGAGUUGUCCCCACUCUCAGUCGGUCACCCACUCCUUGAACUUGAGAUCAGUGUCAGUGGUGCUAAAGCCAUCAUCAGCAAUGACAUCAUCACCCCCUCCUCCUCAUGGAUGACCGUGUGCUCCUCGUCACUCGCUAUGUCCUCAGUGGCCAUGUGUUGGGAAUGAGCAUCUCAAGUGGGCAGCAGCAGGGCUGCCCACUGGUCACCUCCCUCACCAGGGGCUGCAAAGUGGCCUGGAGCUCCAUACUGAGUAGAAGGCUUUGGGCCAGAGUAUGAUGCAGUGCCAGACACCACCUGUGUCAGUUCCUGUAGUGCCUGACGGUCUAUUUCCCUGCCGUCCAGGCUGUGUACCCCCCUGUGGAAGAAGGCUUGGGCCAGGCUGAGCCAGGUUCCCUGACAUUGUGCAGCCGUUCUGCCCCACAGAAGCUGCUCCUUGGUAUCCGAGCUCUGGAGUGUUUGGGCUGCAACUGACAGGAGUUCAGAGGACACCCCAGGGGCAGUGGCAGUGCCCGUCUCUGAUAUGCUCCGCUCCCACGAGCCCUUGUUACACUCUUGCUAGCCCCUGGCUUGUGGGCUUGGCCUCUGAGGUGGACUUCUUUUGUUCCUUGUUGCAAGUGGGCCACCUUCACCUGGAAGGCCAGGUCGUGGUAUUUCUGCAUCUCAUUGGGCCCCAGGGUGUACCACCGCUCGCUCAGCAUCUGGCUGACGGUCCGGAUAUCCUGGUUGGAGUGACCCUGGUGCGCCCUGCCAGGGCCUGGUGCCGCUUGCUGAAGAUCAUGACCGCCACUCAUGGGCCACCGGAUGUGGUCCUUGUCCCAUUUGUUGGGGCUGCGUCCAUCCUUCUCAGAAGAUGAGUCCUGUUCCUUGCACAGGGCACUGAGGGACUGGGCGUGACAUCAUCUGAGUGGUAGAGGCAACUGGGUGUCAGGAGACAUGAUGGAGAGGAAAGCAUCAUCAUGGUGAUUCUCUGUCUCACUGUCCAGCAGAGACUCCCCUGAGGGGCCCAGGGCUCCUCCUCCAUGGUGGGAGGUGAGCUUUUACCAGGUUCCACCACCCCCAAAGUGUGUGGGGUUGCGGGCCCUGGGCUUUCAGGGCAGGUGGCUCCAGGGGGCCGCCCAGGGUCAACACUCCCUGUCCCACCUGGUGGAUGCUCAUGAGCAACAGCUGCCAACUUGGCAGGUUGUUUUCUCUGGUUGGAGGCCACUGAGUGACUGGCAGGUUGCUGGGCCUCGUGUGGCUGCAGGGAGGGGUGAGGAAGGGGAUGGAGUACCAGGGGAACAUGGCCACAGAGUGACCUUCCACAUUCCUCCACACGAACAUGCUGACGCCACGGGAGGCCUCACUGAAUGCAGGCCUGGGGGCCGAGUACUUGGUCCGGGCAGGGGGUUCCUGGCAGGGGCUCACACCUCGCCCCCUCCUCAGCCAAGGUGGCUUGGGCCCAGAGAAGGGGGGGUUGGAGAGGAGCAGAAGGCCAGGCCUCAAGUUUGUUUUUUUUGUUUGUUUUUUUGUUUUUGAAAUGUAGUUUGACUCUUGUCACCCAGGCUGGAGUGCAGUGGCACGAUCUCAGUGGCCUUCAUACGUGGCUAAUUUUUUGUAUUUUUACUGGAGGUGGGGUUUUGCCAUGUUGGCCAGGCUGAUCUUGACCUCCCGACCUCAGGUGAUCCACCCACCUCAGCCUCCCAAAAUGGGAUUACAGGCAUGAGCCAUUGCUCCCAACUUCAUUCAUUUUUACCUGAAAAACUCCGUUAAGCAUUUUUUUAGGGUAGACCUAGUGGUCCUGAAUGCCCUCAGCUUUGUUUGUCGAGGAAGCACGUUAUUUCUUUUUUCUUUCUGAAGAACAGCUUUGUCAGACAUAGUAUUAGUUGCUGGCAGUUUUUUUCUUUCAGCACUUUGAAUGUAUUAUUCGAUUCUGUCCUGACCUGCAAAGUUUCUUUAACUUUUGACUAUUUGAUUAUAUUGUGACUUGGUGAGUAUCUAUUUGGUUUGAACCUCUUUAGGAAUCUUUAAGCUUCAUGGAUUUAGAUGUCUAAAUCUUUCCCAUGAUUUAGGCAGUUUUCAGCCAUUCUUUAAAUAAGCUUUCUUCUCCUUUCUCUACUUGCCUUCCCCAACUCCCAUAACCUGACAAUGGUUUGCCUAAUAGUGUCUUGUUGGCUUUCUUUUCUCUGUCUUUUUUUCUUUUUUUUUUGAGACAGAAUCAUGCUCUGUCACCCAGGCUGGAGUGCAAUGUGUGGUCUCGGCUCACUAGGAUUUGUGUUAGGGUUUUAGGGUUGUUAGGGUUAGGGUUUUAGGGUUGUUAGGGUUAGGGUUAGGAUUUUAGGGUUGUUAGGGUUAGGGUGAGGGUUUUAGGGUUGUUAGGGUUAGGGUUAGGGGUUAGGGUUAGGGUUUAGGGUUAUGGUUCGGGUUUGGGUUUGGGUUAGGGUUAGGGUUUAGGGUUAGAUUUAGAGUUAGGGUUAGGGUUAGUGUUUAGGGUUAUGGUUCGGGUUCGGGUUUGGGUUAGGAUUAGGGUUUAGGGUUAGGGUUAGCGUUAUUGGUUAGGGUUAUGGUUAGGGUUAGUGUUAGGGUUAGGGGUUAGGGUUUUGGGUUAGGGUUAAGGUUAUUGGUUAGGGUUAGGGUUCGGGUUUUGGUUCUGGUUGGGGUUGGGGUUUCGGUUCGGGUUAGGGUUAGGGUAAUGGUUAGGGGUUAGGGUAUAGCGGUUAGGGUUAGGGGUUAGCGGUUAGGGUUUAGGGUUAGGGUUAGGGUUAUUGGUUAUGGUUACGGUUCGGGAUGCGGUUGGGGUUUGGGUUAGGGUUAGGGUUAGGGUUUGGUGUUAGCAUUAGGGGUUAGGGGUUAGGGUAGGGGUUAGGAGUUAGCGGUUAGGGUUAGGGUUUUGUGUUAGGUUUAGUGUUAGGGUAGGGUUAGGGUUAAGGUUAGGGUUAAGGCGUUAGGGUUAGCGUUAGGGUUAGGGUUAGAUUUCAAUUUCUAACCCGUUUUAUUUUGUUUUUUUUCUGAGACAGGGUCUCCCUCUGUUGUCCAAGGCUGGAGGGUAGUAGUGUUAUCGCAGCUCAACCUUCCAGGCUGAAGCCAUCCUCCCACCUCAAUCUCCCACGUGGCUUAGACUACAGGUGCUUGACACUAUGUCCAACUAAUAUUUGGAAUUUUCGUAUACGUGGAUUCCAGAGGGGUGACAGCGAAACGUGAGUAAGCAUGGAUUUUGGUAUAUGCAGAGAUGGGGGGCUGGAACUAAUUCUGUAUACUGAGGGACGACGACUGUAUAUGUUUUUACCAUUACGCUGUAGGAUACAUUCUGUUGCAUAGCCUUGAAAAUAAUAAUUUUUAAUUGAGUGGAAUAAUAAUAAUAAUAAUAUUGCUAAAAGUAGCAGCUGGCCAGGUGUGGUGGCUCACACUGGUAAUCGCAGCACUUUGGGAGGCUGAGGCAGGAGGAUGGCUUGAGGCCAAGAGUUUGCGAUAGGCCUUGGAAACAAAGGGAGUCACCAUCCCUACAGAAAAAUACAUGAAUUAGCCUAGUGUGGUGGCACGUUCCUGUAGUCCCAGCUACUUGGGAGGCUGAGGUGGGAGGAUCACUCGAGCCCAGGGAGGCUGAGACUGCAGUGAGUCAUGAUCAGGCCUCUGCACUCCAGCCUGGGUGACAGAGUGAGACCCUGUCUCAAAACAACAAAAAAGUAGCAGCUAACGUCAACUGACCUUUUAUACCAGGUGCCUAUUGAUAUCAUAGUUUAAUUUCUUAGAACUGUUUCUUAUUUCACUUACCAACUCUGUCUUCAGUUACUCCCAGAUCUUUACUGUGUUUGUGCAGAUGACCUUUUAUUUAGAUUGAACUGUCUCCCCAGAAGUAAGAUUACUGUGAGUCAUGGUGAAUGGACAUUCUCAUUACCCUUGAUGUAAAUUGACAGGGUUUUGGGUGCCUCCCAGCUAUAAUCUUAGCACUUUGGGAGGCUAAGAGAGGAGGAUUGCUUGAGGCCAAGAGUUGGAGGAGGCAGUAUGGCAGUAUGGUGAGACCCUGUCUCCAUUAUUUUAAAAAAUUGACAGGCUUUACCCGGGAAGGCUUAUACACAAUUUAAACACCCCUCAUAGUAUAAGAAAGUGCCCAUUUCACUGCACCUUUGCCAGCACAGUGUAUUAUAAUUUAGUAAGUCAUUUUUUGUUUGAUUAUUUUAAAUAGACAAAAGACCUCAUGUUACUUUACUUGUCACAUUUCAACAUCUUUGCUUAGCUUAUUAGCUCUAUUUCUUUUCUGUCUGUAAACGGUUGUUGUUGUUUUGUUCUUUGAGACAGGGUCUUGCUCUGUCACCAGGCUGGACUGUAGUGGCAUAAUCAUGCCUCACUGCAGCCUUGACCUCCCAGGCUCAAACUUCAGCAUUCCGAGUAGCUGGGACUGCAAGUGUGCACCACCACUCCCAGCUAAGGUUUUUCUUCUUUUGGAUAGAGACAGGGUCUCACUGUGUUGUCGAGACUGGUCUCUAGCUCCUGGCCUUAAGCAAUCCUCCUGCAUUAGCUUCUCAAAUUGCUGGAAUUUCAGGCAUGAGCCACCAUGCCUGUCCUGGGCUAGUCCUGUAUUCUCUAGCGUUCUCUUUACUUUGUGCUAGCCAAUCUCUCAUUAUGCUGUUCACCUGUUAUAAUGAAUAAUUCUCCGUAUUAAAUUUUACCACUUUAAACUUUUGAGUGGUUUAUGCUUCCUGAUUGGACUCUGACUAAUAUGUUAGGAAGGGUCCUAGGAGAUAAACCCACACCGAUGGGAUUUGGGCAUAGGUUUGGUUUCCCAGGGGGCAGUGCUGAGCUCUUUGCCAGUGGGAAAUGGGAUGCUGGUGAUUUCCAGGAAGUGACCUCACAGUGACUCAAGCUACCACUUACUGUUGAUUGUGACGAAAUGCCAGCUGAGGCACAUGCCUUGGGAGCUAAGUGGUUGCUGCCCUUGACCACUAUGAAGACUGGUGUGGGAAGGGUCGCUUUGGAUGCACUUGAGCAGGGGUCCCCAACCCCUGAGCCAUGGAGCCGUAGGGAGCCACACAGCAGGAGGUGAGUGGUGUCGAGUGAGGGAGUGAGGGAAGCUUCGUCUGUAUUUACAGCCACUCCCCUUUGCUCACAUUCCCGCCUGAGCUCUACCUUCUCAGAUGAGCAGCAGCAUUAGAUUCUCAUAGGAGAACGGACCCUGUUGUGAACCGUGCAUGUGAGGGAUCUAGGUUGCGCUGUCCUUAUGAGAAUCUAAUACCUAUUGAUCUGUCACUUUCUCCCAUCACGCUCAGGUGGGACCAUCCAGUUUCAGGAAAACAAGCUUAACACGCCCACUGAUUCUACAUUAUGCUCCUACCUCCCGGCAGCCUCGCCAGGCCCAGAACUCUCUCCAGUCAGCCUCUACAGACCAAGCUCAUGACUCACAAUGGCCUAUUUAGGCCCAUACCCUACCUCACGGCAGUCUCCGCAGAUGAGCCUACUGCCUCACAACAGCCUCCACAGGCACAGCUCCAUCAUUACAAUGGCCUCUUUAGACCCAGCUCCUGCCUCCCAGCCUUCUCUCCAGGCCCUGAACGUUCUCCGGUCUCCCUCUGUUGUCCAAGGCUGGAGGGUAGUAGUGCUAUCGCAGCUGACUGCAGCCUCAACCUUCCAGGCUGAAGCGAUCCUCCCAUCUCAACCUCCCACGUGGCUGAGACUACAGGUGCUUGCCACUAUGCCCAACUAAUAUUUGGAAUUUUCGUAUACGUGGAUUCCAGAGGGGUGACAGCGAAACGUGGGACCAUCCAGUUUCAGGAAAACAAGCUUAACACGCCCACUGAUUCUACAUUAUGCUCCUACGUCCCGGCAGCCUCUCCAGGCCCAGAACUUUCUCCAGUCAGCCUCUACAGACCAAGCUCUACAGAUGGUGGCCUCUCCAGUAUGAGCUCCUGCCCUCCAAUGGCACCUGCAGGCCCCAAAUGGUCUCCGGUCGGUGGGCUCCUCCAUGCCAAGCUUGGGCCUCCCGGCGACCUCUGCAGGCCCAAGUUGUCCUGAAGUCGGCAUCUCCCGGGUCUGCCUCCCAGCAAGUAAGCAAGCUCUUUUGGCUCAACUCCUGCCCAGCUCCCAACCGCCUUUGUAGGCCCCGAACUUUCUCCAGCCAAGUUCUUCGGGCCUAAUUCCUGCCGCCCGGUGGCCUGUACGGGCCCAGCAAUGGUUGGAGAACGGCCUCUGCAGGUCCUGCUCUUGCCUCCCAGGGGCCUCUCCAGGCCCAGCUCUUGCCCCCACGGCAGCCUCCCGGGACCAAGUCCCUGCCUGCCUCCCAGCAGCCGGCGUGCAGCCCAGCUCCUCCCUCACGGUGGCCUGUUGAUGCCCAUGCCUCUGGUACCCUGCCCAGAGGCAUGAGCCCCUGCCACACACUGGCUCCUCCCACGCUGAGAGAGGUCAGUGUGAGCCCUUGCCUCACACCGGCCCCUCCCACGCUGAGAGAGGUCAGCGUGAGCCCUUGCCUCACACCGGCGCCUCCCACACUGAGAGAGGUCAGCAUGAGCCCCUUGCCUCACACUGGCCCCUCCCACGCUGAGAGACGUCAGCGUGAGCCCCUUGCCUCACACCGGCGCCUCCCACGCUGAGAGAGGUCGGCGUGAGCCCCUUGCCUCACACCGGCCCCUCCCACGCUGAGAGAGGUCGGCGUGAGCCCUUGCCUCACACCGGCCCCUCCCACGCUGAGAGAGGUCGGCGUGAGCCCUUGCCUCACACCGGCCCCUCCCACGCUGAGAGAGGUCGGCGUGAGCCCUUGCCUCACACCGGCCCCUCCCACGCUGACAGAGGUCGGCCUGAGCCCCUAGCCUCACACCGGCCCCUCCCUCGCUGACAGAGGUCAGCCUGAGCCCCUAGCCUCACACCGGCCCCUCCCUCGCUGACAGAGGUCAGCCUGAGCCCCUAGCCUCACACCGGCCCCUCCCUCGCUGACAGAGGUCAGCGGGAGCCCCUAGCCUCACACCGGCCCCUCCCUCGCUGACAGAGGUCAGCGGGAGCCCCUAGCCUCACACCGGCCCCUCCCAGGCUGACAGAGGUCAGCCUGAGCCCCUAGCCUCACACCUGCCCCUCCCAGGCUGACAGAGGUCAGCCUGAGCCCCUUGCCUCACACCGGCCCCUCCCUCGCUGACAGAGGUCAGCGGGAGGCCCUAGCCUCACAACGGCCCCUCCCAGGCUGACAGAGGUCAGCCUGAGCCCCUUGACUCACACCGGCCCCUCCCACGCUGACAGAGGUCAGCCUGAGCCCCUUGCCUCGCACUGGCCCCUCCCAGGCUGACAGAGGUCAGCGGGAGCCCCUUGCCUGACACCGGCCCCUCCCAGGCUGACAGAGGUCAGCGGGAGCCCCUUGCCUCACAACGGCCCCUCUCACCCUGACAGAGUUCAGCCUGAGCUCCUUGCCUCACACCAGCCCCUCCCACGCUGAGAGAGGUUAGCGUGAGCCCUUGCCUCACACUGGUCCCUCCGACGCUGAGAGAGGUCAGCGUGAGCCCCUUGCCUCACACCGGCCGCUCCCACACUGACAGAGGUCCAUGGAAGCCCCUUGCCUCACACUGGCCCCUCCCACGCUGAGAGAGGUCAGCGUGAGCCCUUGCCUCACACUGGCCCCUCCCACGCUGAGAGAGGUCAGCCUGAGCCCCUUGCCUCACACCGGCCCCUCCACACUGACAGGGGUCCAUGGAAGCCCCUUGCCUCACACCGGCCGCUCUCACGCUGAGCGAGGUCAGCGUGAGCCCUUGCCUCACACCGGCCCCUCCCACGCUGAGAGAGAUCAGUGUGAGCCCCUUGCCUCACACUGGCCCCUCCCACGCUGAGAAAGGUCAGCGUGAGCCCUUGCCUCACACUGGCCCCUCCCACGCUGAGAGAGGUCAGCGUGACCCCCUGCCUCAACAGGCCACCGUGAGGGACGAGCAGGGUCGCACGCGGGCUGCUGGGAGGCAGGCAGGGACUUGGGCCUGGGAGGUCGUGGUGGGGCGAGAGCUGGGCCUGGAGACACCCCUGGGAGGCAACCGCGGGGCCUACAGACUCUGUUCUCCAGCCGGAGCUGGGACUGUUCAGGUACUGGGAGGCGGGAUGUGGGUCUGAAGAGCUUGGUUGCAGAAACUUCGGGGUCUACAAACGCAGGCGGGAGCUGAGCCAAAAAAGCUUGUUUGCUGGGAGGCGGGAGAUGCAGCCAGGAGAAACAGCUGUGCCUGCAGAGGCCGCCAUGCGGGAGGCGGAGGCCGGGCCUCCUCAAAUCGGCCUCUCCAGACCCACUUGGAGCCUCCCGGCAUCCUCUCCGGGCCCAGCUCUUCCUCCCGGCUGCGUCUCCAGGCCUGACUCUGGCCUCCCAACAACGUCUUUGGACUCAGCUCCUGCCCAGCUCCCAGCAGGCCCAAGUCGUCGUCAAGUCGGCCUGGAAUUGGGCCUGGAAGAGCAGCAAGUCGGCCUCCCCGGGCCCAGCUCCGUCCUCUCGGCGGCCUCUCCAGGUGCAAAACUUCCUCGAGUCAGCCUCUCCAGGCCCAGCUCCUCCUGCCUCCCAGUGGCCUCUUUCAGCCCAGACCAGCUCAUGGCUCUUGGCGGCCUUCCCAGGCCCCGCUUUUGACUUUUGGUGGCCUCUUCAGGCCCAGAACUUGACCUCCAGUGGGCCUUUGCAGGCCCAGCCUCCUGCCUCUCGAAGGCCUGCAUGGGCCUGGACUCACAGCAGACUCACAGCGGACUCUCCAUGCCCAGCUAGCUCUUGCCUCAUUGUGGCCUCCCGAGUCCAAAGCUCCUGCCUCUCGGCCGCUUCGGCAGGCCCAGCUCCCGCCUGCCAGUGGCCUCUUUAGGCCCAGCUCAUUCCUCACAACGGCCUUCCCAGGCCCCGUUUUUCCCUUCCGGCAGCCUCUAGGCCUCUAAUUUGUUUAUCUUUUGUGUAUAAAUCCCAAAAUAUUGAAUUUUGGAAUAUUUCCACCAUUAUGUAAAUAUUUUGGUAGGUGAUUUAUUUGGGGUGAGUUUCUGCAACAAGCCCGAAUUUUAUAUUUUAUUUUACUUAUUAUUUGGUGUUAAACAGGUUUAAUGACGGUCAUGGCAACUUUUUGGCACAAUGAAAAAUAUCGCCCAUGAUCAACGUGUUCUGUUCUGGGGAAGGGGGCAAAGGCAGGGUGAAUCACUUUCUUAAAAAGUAUAGCUCAAGUUGGGAGUACAGAGGGAAUGGGGAGAAAACCCUCCCGCUGCCUGUGUCGAAGUGCAGGAGCCCCCACUCCCAUACUCACCUGAGUCCAGCCCCCCUCUGCCCCCCGGGUGGCUCAGCCCAGCUCCUGCCUAGGAAAGCCUUAGUGUUGGGAGGGACCCUGAUGACUGAGGAGCCUGGUAGCUCCAGGUCGCCCACACUUUCAGGUCUCUUGCACCAGAAGGUGGCAGGAUCCAUUGGGAGGAAACAGGUCGCCUUGGAAGGCGUCCGUGGGUCCCCAUCCCCAGGGGUAGGGGCCAUAGGGGGCCCGCUCUGCUGCCUUGACCAUACUCCUGGGCUUUGAAGGCUCCUGGGCCCAGUAAGAAGGAGGUGGGUGCCAAGGUUGAGGAGGAAGCAACCGAGUAUGUGUAGGGGGAGGACAGGGUGGGACCAUAGACUUUGCCAAAAGCUGCAGGUGGGUCGGGGGACCCUGGGGGCUCAGGAUCCAGCAAGGGGCGGCAGGAGUAAAGGAGGAAGGAAUGACAGGUGCAAAUACCUUCCCACCAAAGCCCUUGUUGCCCUCUGGCUCCUCCCCAGAGUUGUCCCCACUCUCAGUCGGUCACCCACUCCUUGAACUUGAGAUCAGUGUCAGUGGUGCUAAAGCCAUCAUCAGCAAUGACAUCAUCACCCCCUCCUCCUCAUGGAUGACUGUGUGCUCCUCGUCACUCGCUAUGUCCUCAGUGGCCAUGUGUUGGGAAUGAGCAUCUCAAGUGGGCAGCAGCAGGGCUGCCCACUGGUCACCUCCCUCACCAGGGGCUGCAAAGUGGCCUGGAGCUCCAUACUGAGUAGAAGGCUUUGGGCCAGAGUAUGAUGCAGUGCCAGACACCACCUGUGUCAGUUCCUGUAGUGCCUGACGGUCUAUUUCCCUGCCGUCCAGGCUGUGUACCCCCCUGUGGAAGAAGGCUUGGGCCAGGCUGAGCCAGGUUCCCUGACAUUGUGCAGCCGUUCUGCCCCACAGAAGCUGCUCCUUGGUAUCCGAGCUCUGGAGUGUUUGGGCUGCAACUGACAGGAGUUCAGAGGACACCCCAGGGGCAGUGGCAGUGCCCGUCUCUGAUAUGCUCCGCUCCCACGAGCCCUUGUUACACUCUUGCUAGCCCCUGGCUUGUGGGCUUGGCCUCUGAGGUGGACUUCUUUUGUUCCUUGUUGCAAGUGGGCCACCUUCACCUGGAAGGCCAGGUCGUGGUAUUUCUGCAUCUCAUUGGGCCCCAGGGUGUACCACCGCUCGCUCAGCAUCUGGCUGACGGUCCGGAUAUCCUGGUUGGAGUGACCCUGGUGCGCCCUGCCAGGGCCUGGUGCCGCUUGCUGAAGAUCAUGACCGCCACUCAUGGGCCACCGGAUGUGGUCCUUGUCCCAUUUGUUGGGGCUGCGUCCAUCCUUCUCAGAAGAUGAGUCCUGUUCCUUGCACAGGGCACUGAGGGACUGGGCGUGACAUCAUCUGAGUGGUAGAGGCAACUGGGUGUCAGGAGACAUGAUGGAGAGGAAAGCAUCAUCAUGGUGAUUCUCUGUCUCACUGUCCAGCAGAGACUCCCCUGAGGGGCCCAGGGCUCCUCCUCCAUGGUGGGAGGUGAGCUUUUACCAGGUUCCACCACCCCCAAAGUGUGUGGGGUUGCGGGCCCUGGGCUUUCAGGGCAGGUGGCUCCAGGGGGCCGCCCAGGGUCAACACUCCCUGUCCCACCUGGUGGAUGCUCAUGAGCAACAGCUGCCAACUUGGCAGGUUGUUUUCUCUGGUUGGAGGCCACUGAGUGACUGGCAGGUUGCUGGGCCUCGUGUGGCUGCAGGGAGGGGUGAGGAAGGGGAUGGAGUACCAGGGGAACAUGGCCACAGAGUGACCUUCCACAUUCCUCCACACGAACAUGCUGACGCCACGGGAGGCCUCACUGAAUGCAGGCCUGGGGGCCGAGUACUUGGUCCGGGCAGGGGGUUCCUGGCAGGGGCUCACACCUCGCCCCCUCCUCAGCCAAGGUGGCUUGGGCCCAGAGAAGGGGGGGUUGGAGAGGAGCAGAAGGCCAGGCCUCAAGUUUGUUUUUUUUGUUUGUUUUUUUGUUUUUGAAAUGUAGUUUGACUCUUGUCACCCAGGCUGGAGUGCAGUGGCACGAUCUCAGUGGCCUUCAUACGUGGCUAAUUUUUUGUAUUUUUACUGGAGGUGGGGUUUUGCCAUGUUGGCCAGGCUGAUCUUGACCUCCCGACCUCAGGUGAUCCACCCACCUCAGCCUCCCAAAAUGGGAUUACAGGCAUGAGCCAUUGCUCCCAACUUCAUUCAUUUUUACCUGAAAAACUCCGUUAAGCAUUUUUUUAGGGUAGACCUAGUGGUCCUGAAUGCCCUCAGCUUUGUUUGUCGAGGAAGCACGUUAUUUCUUUUUUCUUUCUGAAGAACAGCUUUGUCAGACAUAGUAUUAGUUGCUGGCAGUUUUUUUCUUUCAGCACUUUGAAUGUAUUAUUCGAUUCUGUCCUGACCUGCAAAGUUUCUUUAACUUUUGACUAUUUGAUUAUAUUGUGACUUGGGUCUCCCUCUGUUGUCCAAGGCUGGAGGGUAGUAGUGUUAUCGCAGCUCAACCUUCCAGGCUGAAGCCAUCCUCCCACCUCAAUCUCCCACGUGGCUUAGACUACAGGUGCUUGACACUAUGUCCAACUAAUAUUUGGAAUUUUCGUAUACGUGGAUUCCAGAGGGGUGACAGCGAAACUAGGUGACCUCACAGUGACUGAAGCUUCCACUUACUGUUGAUUGUGACGAAAUGCCAGCUGAGGCACAUGCCUUGGGAGCUAAGUGGUUGCUGCCCUUGACCACUAUGAAGACUGUUUUGGGAAGGGUCGCUUUGGAUGCACUUGAGGAGGUGUCUCCAACCCCUGAGCCAUGGAGCCGUAAGGAGCCACACAGCAGGAGGUGGGACCAUCCAGUUUCAGGAAAACAAGCUUAACACGCCCACUGAUUCUACAUUAUGCUCCUACGUCCCGGCAGCCUCUCCAGGCCCAGAACUUUCUCCAGUCAGCCUCUACAGACCAAGCUCUACAGACGGUGGCCGCUCCAGGAUGAGCUUCUGCCCUCCAAUGGCACCUGCAGGCCCCAAAUGGUCUCCCGUCGGUGGGCUCCUCCACGCCAAGCUUGGGCCUCCCGGCGACCUCUGCAGGCCCAAGUUGUCCUGAAGUCGGCAUCUCCCGGGUCUGCCUCCCAGCAAGUAAGCAAGCUCUUUUGGCUCAACUCCUGCCCAGCUCCCAACCGCCUUUGUAGGCCCCGAACUUUCUCCAGCCAAGUUCUUCGGGCCUAAGUCCUGCCACCUGGUGGCCUGUACGGGCCCAGCAAUGGUUGGAGAACGGCCUCUGCAGGUCCUGCUCUUGCCUCCCACGGGCCUCUCCAGGCCCAGCUCUUGCCCCCACGGCAGCCUCCCGGGACCAAGUCCCUGCCUGCCUCCCAGCAGCCGGCGUGCAGCCCAGCUCCUCCCUCACGGUGGCCUGUUGGUGCCCAUGCCUCUGGUACCCUGCCCAGAGGCAUGAGCCCCUGCCACACACUGGCUCCUCCCACGCUGAGAGAGGUCAGUGUGAGCCCUUGCCUCACACCGGCCCCUCCCACGCUGAGAGAGGUCAGCGUGAGCCCUUGCCUCACACCGGCCCCUCCCACACUGAGAGAGGUCAGCGUGAGCCCUUGCCUCACACCGGCCCCUCCCACGCUGAGAGAGGUCAGCGUGAGCCCCUUACCUCACACCGGCCCCUCCCACGCUGAGAGACGUCAGCGUGAGCCCCUUGCCUCACACCGGCCCCUCCCACACUGAGAGGUGUCAGCGUGAGCCCCUUGCCUCACACCAUCCCCUCCCAUGCUGAGAGAGGUCGGCGUGAGCCCUUGCCUCACACCGGCCCCUCCCACGCUGACAGAGGUCAGCCUGAGCCCCUUGCCUCACACCGGCCCCUCCCACGCUGACAGAGGUCCAUGGGAGCUCCUUGCCUCACACCGGCCCCUCCCACGCUGAGAGAGGUCAGCGUGAGCCCCUGCCUCAACAGGCUACCGUGAGGGAGGAGCAGGGUCACACGCGGGCUGCUGGGAGGCAGGCAGGGACUUGGGCCUGGGAGGUCGUGGUGGGGCGAGAGCUCGGCCUGGAGACACCCCUGGGAGGCAACAGCGGGGCCUGCAGACUCUGUUCUCCAGCCGGAGCUGGGACUGUUCAGGUACUGGGAGGCGGGAUGUGGGUCUGAAGAGCUUGGUUGCAGAAACUUCGGGGUCUACAAAUGCAGGCAGGAGCUGAGCCAAAAAAGCUUGUUUGCUGGGAGGCGGGAGAUGCAGCCAGGAGGACCAGCUGUGCCUUCAGAUGCCGCUAUGCGGGAGGCAGAGGCCGGGCCUCCUCAAGUCAGCCUCUCCAGACCCACUUGCAGCCUCCCGGCGUCCUCUCCGGGCCCAGCUCUUCCUCCCGGCUGCAUCUCCAGGCCUGACUCUGGCCUCCCAACAACGUCUUUGGACUCAGCUCCUGCCCAGCUCCCAGCGGCCCUGGUAGGCCCACCACUUCCCGAAGCCAAGCUCCCCAGUCCCAGCUCAGGCCUCACGGUGGCCUCUCCAGGCUCAGCUUCUGCCCUCCGAUGGCAUGUGCAGGCCCCCAACGGCCUCCGGUCUGUGGGCUCCUCUAGGCCCAGCUUGGGCCUCCCGGCGGCCUCUGCAGGCCCAAAUUGUCCCGAAGUCGGCCUCUCCAGGCCCAGCUCCGGCCUCCUGGCAGCCUCUGCAGGCCCAAGUCGUCGUCAAGUCGGCCUGGAAUUGGGCCUGGAAGAGCAGCAAGUCGGCCUCCCCGGGCCCAGCUCCGUCCUCUCGGUGGCCUCUCCAGGUGCAAAACUUCCUCGAGUCAGCCUCUCCAGGCCCAGCUCCUCCUGCCUCCCAGUGGCCUCUUUCAGCCCAGACCAGCUCAUGGCUCUUGGCGGCCUUCCCAGGCCCCGCUUUUGACUUUUGGUGGCCUCUUCAGGCCCAGAACUUGACCUCCAGUGGGCCUUUGCAGGCCCAGCCUCCUGCCUCUCGAAGGCCUGCAUGGGCCUGGACUCACAGCAGACUCACAGCGGACUCUCCAUGCCCAGCUAGCUCUUGCCUCAUUGCGGCCUCCCGAGUCCAAAGCUCCUGCCUCUCGGCCGCUUCGGCAGGCCCAGCUCCCGCCUGCCAGUGGCCUCUUUAGGCCCAGCUCAUUCCUCACAACGGCCUUCCCAGGCCCCGUUUUUCCCUUCCGGCAGCCUCUUGGCCUCUAAUUUGUUUAUCUUUUGUGUAUAAAUCCCAAAAUAUUAAAUUUUGGAAUAUUUCCACCAUUAUGUAAA
Molecule: messenger RNA, 21089 nt
Organism: Gorilla gorilla gorilla (western lowland gorilla)
Lineage: Eukaryota; Metazoa; Chordata; Mammalia; Primates; Hominidae
Product: limb region 1 protein homolog
Exons: 32
Coding region: 185-1267 (360 amino acids)
Biological process (GO): signal transduction
Cellular component (GO): plasma membrane
Molecular function (GO): transmembrane signaling receptor activity
Source: RefSeq, a predicted model, not a curated record